UAUGCCUCUCAGUCCGUGUGCUUCACGACCAAGAUUCGGUGAGGGGAAUGUCUGAGAGGGACCACGUGCCGUCACGGCCCUCUGCAAGUUGUAUAUGAAGAAGACCGAUUUCCAAGUUCUAGACAUAUGAUGCUCUGCUCGACCACCGAGCAUCUGGUACAGCCGUUUGCUUUAGAAGCCACUACCAUUGCGUCAUUGUCCUAGCAGCUCGGGCCCCAAGCUCACCUAUGCGAACGCUAUAAAAGGUCGAUUGGGGCAGUUGGUGGCUUGUCAAGUUUGGCAUACACACACACAACAGAGCAGAGCAGCGGUUUGCAAUGGCGACUCUUGUUCAGCACUGGUGGUGGUUCUUCGCCCUGCGUCCAGAUUCCCGCCUUACUCCACUGGAGAAUGCGGGUGUCCUUCUGCUCUGCACCCUCCUCGCCCUUAUCUUCGGCGUCUUCCUUCCUUGGUCUUACCAGGGCGGCCCUGCCUGGGGGAGGUACUGGAUGGGGAGACCCAGGGGGAUGAGUUACGAUAAUGCCGUACCCGGCCCUAGAGGGUGGCCCGUCGUCGGGAGCGUGAGCCUCAUGAGCGGCCUGGCCCAUCGGAAGCUCGCCGCUGCCGCCGCCAGUCUCCACGCUACUCGACUAAUGGCCUUCAGCGUGGGGACCACACGAGCCGUCGUGACGUGCAACCCGGACGUCGCGCGGGAAAUCCUGCAAGGCUCGGCCUUCGCCGACCGUCCAGUCAAGGAGUCGGCGUACGCUCUCAUGUUCGAUCGAGCCAUCGGGUUCGCACCGUACGGCGCCUACUGGAAAAGCCUCCGACGAGUGGCCGCCACCCACAUGUUCUGCCCUCGCCAGAUCGCCGCCUCCGAGCAUCAUCGCGUUGAGAUUGCCGCCCGGAUGUCCGCUCGCUUUGCCAUCUCCGGGCCGGGUGUGCAGGUGCGGAACGUCCUCAGAAUAGCGUCGCUCGACCACAUGAUGGGCUGCAUCUUCGGGAAGGACUACGGGCUGGAUGAGACGAACACGGAGGUGGUGGAGCUGACCGAGUUGGUUCAGGAGGGCUACGACAUACUCGGCGUCCUCAACCUGUCGGACCACCUCCCCUUCCUCGGUCUGCUGGACCUGCAGAGGAUUCGACGCCGCUGCUCCCACCUCAUCCCUCGAGUGAAACGCUUCGUGGGGAAGAUCAUCGACGAGCACCGCUCUGUUUCCAUUUCCGACGAGACGAGGACGAAUUUCCUCGACGUGCUGCUCUCCUUUCGCGGCAGUUUCAACUUCCUAUCCGACUAUGAUAUGAUCGCCGUCCUUUGGGAAAUGAUUUUCCGGGGAACAGACACGGUGGUGGUGCUGAUCGAGUGGGUGCUGGCGCGGAUGGUUAUGCACCCGGAGGUGCAGGGGAAGGUGCAGGAAGAGUUGGACGACGUGGUGGGGAGGGCGCGCCCUGUGGCAGACUCAGACCUCGCCGGCCUCACCUACGUAAAAGCGGUGGUGAAGGAGACGCUGAGGCUGCACCCGCCGGGUCCCCUCCUCUCGUGGGCCCGUCUAGCGACGGAGGACGCCGUCGUGGAUGGGUGGCACGUGCCGACCGGGACCACUGCCAUGGUGAACAUGUGGGCCAUCGGACGGGACCCGAGCAUCUGGCCCGACCCGCUCGAGUUCUCACCCGAGCGGUUCCUGCAGUCGGGGCCGGAUCCGGAGUUCAGCGUCCUGGGCUCCGACCUCCGCCUGGCGCCCUUCGGGUCGGGCAGGAGGAGCUGCCCUGGGAAGACGCUGGGCCUUGCCACCAUCUACCUGUGGGUGGCCUCUCUGCUCCACGAAUUCGUGUGGAUGCCUGCAGGACCCGCCCCGGUCGACCUGUCCGAACGGUUGAGGCUUUCCUGCGAGAUGGCGUCGCCUCUCACCGUCAACUUGCUCCGCCGCCGGCCAUAGCUUUCCGGCUCAUCCUUUGGGUUGUGAAUUUGUACAGUUGUUUUCUAUAUUUGUUUUGUUUGUCUUGCACUUUUCGUCGUCCCUCUUCCAUGAUGUGAGCCCUUUUGUCAUCGUUGCGGUGGAUGAACAUGAAAAAGGAAAAAAAAAUGUAUGUUUGGUCGUCUCUCUCUCGCCCAUUGUACAUAUUCGGAUGAAUUUGA
Nymphaea colorata (pocket water lily) is the source of this 2116-nucleotide messenger RNA. Its product is annotated as cytochrome P450 78A3-like. The record is from RefSeq and is a predicted model, not a curated record. The transcript is spliced from 2 exons. Gene Ontology annotation, molecular function: oxidoreductase activity, acting on paired donors, with incorporation or reduction of molecular oxygen; monooxygenase activity; iron ion binding. The coding region runs from base 318 to 1916 and encodes 532 amino acids. NCBI's taxonomy places the organism in Eukaryota, Viridiplantae, Streptophyta, Magnoliopsida, Nymphaeales, Nymphaeaceae.